AUGGCAGGCUUCGUCCUCUUCGAAACAACAGACUCCGUAAUAGACAUCCUCUGGAACAUCGCCCUAGCCUCCUUCAUCAUCCGCCUAGCCCUGAUCUACACCCUCCUGACCCUCGCCUCGGGCCUCGCCCUCUCCCGCCUAGCGGCCCUAGCCCUGGCCAACCAAACCCACACCUCGGCUCCGCCGCUCCCCGUCCGAGCAGCGAUGCUAGUCGCCGCGACGGCGUGCGCCCGCCUCCUCGUCGCCCGCUACGAGGUGCCACGCGCGGCGGGCCUGCGCCUCGCGGCGGGCGCGGCGGCGCUCGCGCUCAUGGCCGUGACGCGCCUCGUCGCCCGCCUGGCGCUGUACGAGGUCGGAGGGGGAGAGGACUGGUUUGCGCGCGGUGGGACGGGGCCCGCGCUGGCGUCUGGGGGGAUGCUGGUUGGGUAUGCGCUCAUGCCGGUGCUGGUAAUGGUGUUUGAGAGGAGGGGGGAGGGGGGAGGGGAGGCGCGGGGGAUCAUGGGGGGAAAGGUUGAUGUUGGUGAGGGUAUUGGCCCGACUGUGAAUGCGUCGAAGGCUUGA
This is a messenger RNA of Phialemonium atrogriseum, 561 nucleotides long. RefSeq lists its product as uncharacterized. The transcript has 2 exons. Lineage: Eukaryota; Fungi; Ascomycota; Sordariomycetes; Cephalothecales; Cephalothecaceae. The record is from RefSeq and is a predicted model, not a curated record. The coding region runs from base 1 to 561 and encodes 186 amino acids.